Molecule: messenger RNA, 961 nt
Organism: Pseudogymnoascus verrucosus
Lineage: Eukaryota; Fungi; Ascomycota; Leotiomycetes; Thelebolales; Thelebolaceae
Exons: 3
Coding region: 87-866 (259 amino acids)
Biological process (GO): biosynthetic process
Source: RefSeq, a predicted model, not a curated record
CUACAGUUCCAUCGAGUUCUCGGCGUUUUAUCGAAUCUGCCGUUAAUAUUGGAUCUUUCAUACACAACUCCGCCCUAACAAUAAAUAUGGAUGAAAACCCAUCUCUCGUCCAGGAAGCCCGCAAUAGGCGUGCCUCGUCAAUACCCGUCGUUCUCAUUCACGAUGGCGGCGGCACUGCCUUCGGAUACUAUAUCCUCGGCGAGCUGCACCCUGCGCGCGAGCUAUGGGCGAUCCGUAACCCCGACUACAACCGUAGUAAGCCGUAUUCAAUGACUAUGGAGGAGAUGGCACGAAAUUAUAUUCGAAUGAUUGAAUCAAGCGGGAUCCGUGGCCCCAUCUAUCUCGGUGGAUGGUCACUCGGCGGCCUUCUCUCCGUUGUCAUGGCCAAUGAAAUCUCCAAAUCCACCACCCCCGUCUCCUUCUCCCUCGCCGGCAUCCUCCUCAUUGAGUCUCCAUUCUAUAGUCCCAAAAGCGAGUGUCCCCCAGUGCGCACUGUGGACUUUUCGCACCUCCCAGAGCAUAUCAGGAACUGUUUAAGCAGUUGUAUGGUCAUGCUGGAGGAGUGGUCGAUGCCGACCACCGGCCCGGAAGGGUGGCUUCCGCCUGCGGUGCUCAUUCGUUCGACUCAGCGCAUGGUGGCAGGGCCUGGUGAGUCGAAUGAGUUGCCUGCGAGAGUGGAUUUGCGCCGAGAUGAUAAGAUCCUGGGGUGGGGCCUCAUAGGUCAGGAAUUUAUCAUUGGAACUCUUGAUGUGGAGUCAAAUCACUACAAUAUUUUUGAUAUGAACAAAAUCGAAGAGGUAACAUGGGCUAUAAACCGGGCAUUGCAGAUGCUGGAUGCCAGUAGAGGCAUAGGCAUACUUACCUGAUGAUAUGGGUAUUAGAUUGCGCUCAAGUUCUAGUUCUAUCUUAGAUCAUCUCAAUAGAUUAUUCACGGUCAAUGCAAAGAAAAUAUAGAAAUUGG